Molecule: messenger RNA, 606 nt
Organism: Calidris pugnax (ruff)
Lineage: Eukaryota; Metazoa; Chordata; Aves; Charadriiformes; Scolopacidae
Source: RefSeq, a predicted model, not a curated record
AUGUCUGAAGGUCUCCAAAGAUGCCUAAGAUGGGAGCUCACCCCUCUCCAUGGGGUCUGUGCUCACCUUGUGGAGCAUUUUGCACAGCCCCUGAGCAACAAGCUCCUGCAUGUAAGCAGCAAGCUCCAGCCUGGAGGUGAUUGUGCCCCUGUACUCAGCACUGGUGAGGCCACACCUUGAGUAUUGUGUCCAGUUUUGGGCACUCAAUACAAGAGAGAUAUCGAGGUGCUGGAGCGAGUGCAGAGGAGGGCAACGAAGCUGGUGAAGGGCCUGGAAAACAAAUCGUAUGAGGAGCGGCUGAGGGAGCUAGGACUGUUUAGUAUGAGGAAGAGGAGGCUGAGGGGAGACCUUAUCACUCUCUACAACUACGUGAAAGGACACUGUAGAGAGGUUGGGGCUAGUCUCUUCUCACAGGUAAUUAGUGACAGAUCAAGAGGGAAUGGCUUCAAGCUCCAACAGGGUAGGUUUAGACUGAACAUUAGGAAAGAAUUUUUCACCGAAAGAGUGAUAGGGCAUUGGAACAGGCUGCCCAGGGAGGGGGUGGAGUCACCAUCCCUGGCUGUGUUUAAGGGCCGUUUAGAUGCAGUGCUAAGGGACAUGGUGUAG